Molecule: messenger RNA, 741 nt
Organism: Phyllotreta striolata
Lineage: Eukaryota; Metazoa; Arthropoda; Insecta; Coleoptera; Chrysomelidae
Source: the annotation of a GenBank genome assembly
GAUAUCGUUGAUCAACAAUGUUGGCUUUUAAAGGUGUUUUGUUAGUAGGAUUGCUUUCGUUUUCUUUCGCAGCUUAUUUAGAUGAUAAGAUUAACGUGGACGUUUAUUUCGAAGCCUUAGAUGCAGGUUGUCAGGAUUUUGUGGUAAAUCAGCUCUAUCCAGGCACAGUAAACAUUAACGAUGUAAUUACACUGAAUUUAAUUCCUUUGGGAAAAGCAUACUCAUUCAAAAACGAUUCGGGGGUUCAAUGGAUUUGCGAAAACGGUCCGUCUGAGUGUUAUCUUAACAAAGUUUACGCCUGCAUUACCACCUUCCAACUGACCCAAGUGCAAAAACUUAGUUACAUAAGCUGCGUUGCAUCUGCAUCUUCUAAGAGUAAUUCCCCAGACGAAAUUAAGGCUUUAGUUAAAACGUGCGCCGAUAAAAACAACAUUCAAGCUGCAGAUUUGGACACAUGCGUGACCAGCAAAGGCGAUGAUCUCCUCGCUGGAUUCGAAAAUCGACAAAACUCGCUUAAUCCUAAGCUCCUGUUUGUACCGACCAUAAGAUUUAAUAAUGACGAAAAUACGGCAGUUGAAAUAGACUCUAGAACGAAUUUUACUAUAGCUGUAUGCGAAUCUUUUUCAGUUUGGCCACCAGACGUAUGUCUUCAGUUCCUUGACCAUUAAGUCGAGUAAUGAUACUGUACUGGAAAUUUUUAUUUUAAUAAACAUAAAAAUACAUUGAUUAAUUGCUUGUUAU